UGAUAAUAUUGCUGCAUGUUCACUGCAAUGUGCUUAAUUGUCUGGAGAUGUUUGUUGAUGAUUGUAAAUUGUGUGUUUUCAAGCUUAAUGUAUUUUUCUCCUUUUAAGAACUGAAAUCUUUUUAAAGCACAUUUUAGACAGUAGGCUCAGUUAAUGUUUAUCUGUAAUGCUGUUGUAAAGCAACUUGACAUUCCUUUGCAAUACUAAGUGCAAAAUAAUUUACAUUGCUGCAUAAAAAAGCAUAGAGCAGAGCAAUUGCCCUCAUGCUUAGAAUUUGUUAUUGGGCCAAAUACUAUCCCUGAAAUGGCUAUUCCCACCCUCCAAAGCAGAGUACAUUCUUUUAUUGGGGAAAGGGUUUUGGUCCACAAAACCCAGGAUAUCUUGAGAUCAGCAGAAGCAUUGAGCAUCUGCAGUGCUUCCUGGCACUAUGGCAACAUAACUCCUACAGGAGAUAUGCUCCCAUCAGCUUCCGUAUUCAUCCUUGCUCCUCAAUCCCCCUUAAGAAAGUGGUUUCACUUGAUGCAGUGGAAACUGAAAUAUGUUAAUACUGACAGUAUCAGGAAUCCUUGAAUGGUUGUAGGAGAAGGAGGGAUUACUUCCGAAACCCCACUUCCACCUAUCCUGAUCCUACCCAUAGAGUCUGUUCCCCAUGGCAUAGGGAGGAGGAAGGGAGUGUGCUGUGGUGCUGGUGAGCCACCAUCCUGGAUCUUCUCAUUUUUCCUACCCUCUGUUCACAGAAGCAAGGGAGCAUGUGGGCCACUGUUAUGUUGUAUUAUUAUUUAAAUUGUGUGAUACGAAAGGAGAGAAGGUUGGCACUCACCUUGAUAAGGGUGGGAGAGUUGUAGUGGCCUUUUCAACACACAUAUGGUUAAGGCAUUGCCACUUACCCACGGCACCUAAUCACUUGUGGGAAGGAUGCCUAGAGCCCUGCGUAUGUACCCUUUCUUAUGUUUUGUACAAUUCUAAAAUAAUAAAUAAUUGGUUAGUAUUAAGGCAAAACUAGAAAAAAUACUUGAACUAAACCAUUGGCUCCAAGCACCCUAUUACUUUGGGAAUAUUGGCAUUCAAAUGUGAUGUUUGUGGAUUGGGACAUUCUCUAGUCAGAACAAGGCUAUCAGUCAAUUUACAGUUGAGAAAUAGGAGUUUAGGAGGAAACGUGUGGCCUGGUGGAAUCCAGAUGCACAGAGGAACUGAGGGAGAUCCACCCUAGGGGCAACUGCUUGACCACUGUCUGCUGGCUGAUUUUUAACACAGAAUUGCCAUCGACUCUUUUGGGACCCGCUUUCAGGCUAGAAAAAUGUUUGAAGGUGAAAUGGCAAGUUUAGAGGCUAUCCAGAAAACCAACACCCUGAGAGUGCCCCAGCCCAUUAAAGUGAUUGACCUUCCAGGAGAGGGUGCAAUGUUUGUCAUGGAGUACCUGAAGAUGAAAAAUCUCAACAAACACUCUGCAAAGCUUGGAGAGCAGAUAGCAGAUCUUCACCUUCACAACCAGAAACUUGGAGAGAAAUUAAAGAAGGAGGGAAACACUGUUGGUAAAGGUGCAGGACAUUCUGAACCUCAGUAUGUGGAUAAAUAUGGAUUCCAUACAGUCACAUGCUGUGGCUUUAUACAGCAGGUGAAUGAAUGGCAACGUGAUUGGCCUACUUUCUUUAUAUGUCACCGACUCCAAGCUCAAAUGGAUUUGAUUGAGAAAGAUUAUGGAGACAGAGAAGCAAGAGAACUGUGGUCACAGCUUAAGCUGAAGAUUCCUGACAUGUUCUGCGACAUGGAGAUUGUUCCCGCUCUUCUUCAUGGGGAUUUGUGGGCAGGAAAUGUGGCAGAGGACAAUUUUGGCCCAAUUGUCUUUGAUCCUGCUUCCUUCUAUGGCCAUUCUGAAUUUGACUUAGCAAUUGCUGGGAUGUUUGGAGGCUUUAGCAGCUCUUUCUUCUCUGUCUACCACAGUAAAAUUCCCAAAGCUCCAGGUUUUGAAAAACGAAACAAGUUGUACAAGCUCUUUAAUUAUAUAAACCACUGGAACCAUUUUGGGACAGAGUACAGAGGAUCUACUCUAAAUAUAAUGAGAGAGCUCUUAAAAUAACCAUUUAGAGGGUGUUCCUCAAAGAAAAUCUAUCUAUCACAGCCUCUUACUAAUUCACAUUGCCUACUUGUUGAUAGCAACACAAGCUAGAAAGAGUGACACAUUGAUGAGAAACCCACACGGCAGAUAUAAAAGAUGAAGGAUCCUUUGUACGCAUUUAAACCCAAUAAAUGCUUGCGGUGGUUGUAUAAUUUCUGCAUCAUGUUCUCGUUUACUAGCACACAUCCACAUUGGUGAGUUAGGAGAUUGUGUACAGUCUGUUAUCCAGUUGGUGAAACUACAUGUUUGAAAAGCAGUCUGAUUGACAGCCUCAUCUCAUUCUCCAUAGGAUAACCCAGUUUUCCCCACUCUGUCAUCACUCUUUGCCCUUCCUGCCCUAUAAGGAUCUUAUUGUGGGAUUGGAAAUAAUCACUACAUUUAUCACUUCCUCCUCCUCCACUUUUCCAUUUGACUUUUCUCCUCCGUUCCCCUCUACCUACCUCCUAAAGGAUCAACUCCAACAUCUGUUGAGGUCAGUGGGAGACUUUUUUGGCUUUGAGGGUAGUUGAACUGUGUCCUAAUUCAGUUGCAUAGUGCAGUCUAUGAGUUAGUAUUUCUUACAUUUAUUUUAAAUUAAAAAUUUUGUACUAGACAUUUUUAUGACUCUCCUUUCUAAAGGAAAAAUGCAGUUCAACAGAUACCCCCUAAGAGUAGGUCUCAGCGCCUACUGGAGAAUGAAAUAUAUAGGCAGAAAAUGGAUUAUCUACAUAAGAUGUAGAUAAAAAUAUAUUUUAUUUAAAACAGCCUUUUGAAAAACAUACUAAAAAACUCCCUGCAAUGUAACAGACUUAGCUGUUUGAGAAGAAGAAAUCAGCAAUUCCAGAUACUAUAUUGAUUGGUACUCACUCAAUACAUAUGAGUUAUACAGAAUUAAUCUUAAUAGAGAAUUGGGAAACUAACCUAUUCUAUCAUUGCUGAUUUACUAAAGUAAAGGCACCCUGUCAAAAUGGUGAGGUCCAAAAUUUAAUUGUUUUAUACUUGUUUGCAGAGUCCCUGUAAUUGUUUAUGACAGGGCUGCAUUCUCCACCACAAACAGGUGGGCUGCUUUUCGGAUUUAUAAGCACCAGAGUGUUAUUUAUUAAGUCCCCUCAACAGUUCAUCAGUAUAUGCUUGUGCAGUCAACGUACAUGUGAACAUAAACUUCCCCCUUAGCCUGCUUUCCAGGGAGGAAGGGGGAAAGACCUCUUAAUUCUGUAUCCUGUCCCUACCAGUCUCCUCCCCUUGUACUUCCUUCCUCUUCUUCCACUAUUCCCUGAUGAUGGGUUGAUUGUUCUCAGUAGCUCAGCAGCCUCCUGCCUAAUUAACAACUGUCUCCCAAUUAAAUCCACUCCAGGGGGAAUAGCUAGCACCAUAAUGAUGGGUUAGCGCUAGGUUCCUAGCACUCUUUCCAGUUGUUGAGCAGCUUUUCUUUUGAAACAUAUUCUGCUUGCUCUCUUUAUCUUUAAAAAAACAAAAUAGAUGUGUAAUAUUAGCAGCACAGAAUUGUGAGCAACCGUAGAAUAACAAACCUAAUUACCCUUUAAUGGAAGAAAAGAAGUGGUAAGUAAACAAAACAGUUAUAAUUAAAAUCCCACAAACGCAUACAUGAAUAGGAAUAUAUAUAUGGGAGGGAUACUGCCUGUAAUUGUAGGGCUUCCAAAGAUUUAUAAUGACCAAAUGAGUAAACCAGAGUUAAAAUGAUUAAAUAUGCUUUGCCACUUUUCUGUUAGUGUUAGCACUGCUAUUAUGAAUCAACUUGAAAAACACCAUCCUUCCAAUGAAGUAAAUCACAGCAGCUAUUGAAACAAUGUAGAUUAUUUUAUCCAUUUUUGUUUGUUUUUUAUUUUGUUUAAUGUAUAUAGUCUCAUUUUAAACUCUCAGAAACUUUAGACAGUAAUCAAGUGGAUUUUCUUUCAUUGUUCAAAUAUAUAAUGGCAGAAUCAGAGGGUUAGAUUGAAAACCAUGCUGCUUCUGAAUUCCGUUAAAAUUAGUCCAGAUUAUCACAAGUAAUUAAAGUGAUUAUGCUUCUGUGAUUGAAAUGGAAAGGUGGAAUAAUCUUGUUUAUAACUAAAUUGAUAGUGUAGUUAUUAGGUGGAGAAUCCAGGUCUGAGCUAACAAAGUCCAUGAGAGUUAAUAUGUAUUACCUAAAAUGUGAACUAAAAUACAUGUACUGCUUUGUAAAAUGUGAAAUUAAGAUAUGUGCACAUCAAAUAAAAUCUAGAUACUUGCACUGCAGUAACAAGA
This is a messenger RNA of Caretta caretta (loggerhead turtle), 4339 nucleotides long. RefSeq names its product fructosamine 3 kinase (gene FN3K). The record is from RefSeq and is a predicted model, not a curated record. NCBI's taxonomy places the organism in Eukaryota, Metazoa, Chordata, Testudines, Cheloniidae. Gene Ontology annotation, biological process: fructosamine metabolic process.